Messenger RNA from Theobroma umbraticum, 1542 nucleotides. RefSeq names its product Haloacid dehalogenase-like hydrolase (HAD) superfamily protein. NCBI's taxonomy places the organism in Eukaryota, Viridiplantae, Streptophyta, Magnoliopsida, Malvales, Malvaceae. The record is from RefSeq and is a predicted model, not a curated record. Gene Ontology annotation, molecular function: phosphatase activity.
GGAACUUAUCACUCGCCGAACUCAGUGCGUGGUCAGCAUCACUUUCCGUCUCUCUCUCUAGACUUUUGCUCGAGUCACCACCACCAUGGCCACAACUCUGAUAAAACUGCUUAACGAAGAGAGAGAAAGGGAGAGAAAUGCCUCUUAACGAAAAGAAAGAAGGGAAGAUUUUAUCCGGUUAAGUGCUAACCAUAUUUAACGAACCGUUCCGUCCGGUUCCGGUAAAAGCGCGCGCAACCAUAUCUUUCUCUAUCUUUUGAUUGAAAUCGUUCGAGUUUCGAUGGCUGAGUUGACUCAGGCCGAGGUGUACUCGCCUCGGUCGAUGCAAGUAUGGAGGGCGUUGUUGAACUGGCUGGCCUUUUUCUUUCAGAUCUUCGCUCAGAUCAUCAGAGCCGUCGGUCAAUAUCCUUUGCUUUCUUCUUCUUCUUCUUCUUCAUCUUCGUCGUCGACGACUUCGUCUUCCCCGCACCGUUUCAAGCCCUUGCCUGUCGUUGACUCGACCGAGAUAGAGUCUCCCGCUACGGUCGAGAUCGCUGCCGUUUUGGACUCAUCUGUUUUCGCUGAUGAAGACAGCGUCGAAAAACUCACGGUAGUUCUUGACUUGGAUGAAACCCUAGUAUGCGCUUAUGAGACAUCUAGUCUGCCACCUGCUCUUCGCAACCAGGCAACAGAUGCUGGAUUGAAGUGGUUUGAGCUGGAAUGCGUAUCUUCGGACAAGGAAUUUGAAGGAAAGCCUAAGAUCAAUUAUGUUACGGUGUUUGAGCGCCCAGGGUUGCAAGAAUUUUUAAAUCAACUAAGUGAAUUUGCUGAGCUUGUACUAUUUACUGCUGGCCUUGAAGGCUAUGCUAGACCACUUGUUGACAGAAUUGAUGCAGAAAAUCGAUUUAGUCUUCGACUUUAUAGGCCUUCUACAAUUAGUACGGAGUAUCGGGAGCACGUGAAAGAUCUCUCCUGCCUAUCAAAGGAUUUAUGCCGAACUGUUAUUGUUGACAACAAUCCUUUCAGUUUCUUGUUGCAACCACUGAAUGGGAUUCCAUGCAUUCCAUUUUCUGCAGGGCAGCCACAUGAUACACAGCUUCUGGAUGUCCUUCUUCCACUUCUCAAGCACCUUUCUCAGCAGAAGGACGUGAGAUCUGUUCUCUAUGAAAGGUUCCGCAUGCCUGAAUGGUUUCAAAAACAGGGUAUCCCUGCCUCUGGUUGGUCAGUGUAGGAAGAAGACCAUAGACAAGGCCUUUGGUUCUUCCAUGUACUUUUCCUGCCAAGCUCUAUUUUCCAAAAGGCUUAUUAUAGGAUUAAUGACCUUUUAUAUAGCACUUGACUUCUGGAGGAGUCAAUGAUAGCCAUUAGAGACUUGCGGAAGGAUUUAUGUGAUGCCAUCUCUCAUUCGAUUAGGUAAACCAUUAAUGUAUUUAGAUCCACUGAAAAUUCUUGAUUCUUAGUGUAACUUUGUUUAUAAGCUUGCAAUUCUGUUGGAUGUUUAUGUAUCUUUCAGAAUUUUGUAAAUUUCUUCUCAAUCAAUGAUUAUUUUGUAGUUUACACAUC